Molecule: messenger RNA, 336 nt
Organism: Trypanosoma theileri
Lineage: Eukaryota; Euglenozoa; Kinetoplastea; Trypanosomatida; Trypanosomatidae
Exons: 1
Coding region: 1-336 (111 amino acids)
Source: RefSeq, a predicted model, not a curated record
AUGCGUCAGUCGAGUGUUAAAGUGCUGCACUCGAGGCGGCACGAAAUCAAACAACGGCUCCUACAACGUAAUUUAGUGAAACGUGAUGAAUUAAGGCAAUCGAUGCUGGGUGGUUGCCGGGAGCAGUCCACUAAUACUAAUGGGAGCAGUAUCCCAGUUUCGGAUGCGUAUGCUUUCAUUGAGGCAGAGUUUCAAUGUGAUGUGAAUGAUCCCCAUGUGCUUGAUCUCCUCCUUGCAGUUGAAGAGGAAAUCAGGAAUGAGCAGCUCUUGGCACUGUAUGAAGAGAAUCAAGAUGAAGACUGGGAGGCUUACUACAAAUCCCUUGCCAAUUCAUAA